AGAGAACCGAUGGGUCCAAAAAAGUUUCCCCCUUGUACUGGAGGUCUUCAUCCCGUCACGUUCUGAAAAUUCAAAUCAUUUCUAACUGCUAUAUUGAACAUUUGAGAGGCCACAGUUGUUAAAAACAUUGUUGGACAACCCAGGGUAUUAGGAGGGAGAAAGGAAUCACAUCCAGCAGGUGACCAGAGGACCAUCAACCAUCUGACCUCUCCUGACCUCUCCUGACCUCUCCUGUCGUGCCAUGUCGGUGCUGGUGCUGCAGGUGCUGGGGCUGUGCCUGGGCGUGGUGGGCUGGUGCAUGGAGUCCAGCUGCACCAGCUCCCACUCCUGGCGCGUGGGCAGCCACAUGGAGGCCCUGAUGACCAGCAGCUGGAUGUUCGAGGGCCUGUGGAUGUCCUGCACCUCCAACGCCAUGGGCGCCGUGUCGUGCAGCCGCUUCAAGACCGUGCUCGGCCUGCCAGGCUAUGUGCAGGCAUGUCGCGCCUUAAUGAUUAUCGCCCUGCUGCUGGGCCUGGCAUCCAUCAUUGUGUCGGUGCUGGGACUGAAGUGCACUAAAUUAGGAAGCACGUCUCCAGAGGCCAAGGGCAAGAUCGCCUUAACGGGAGGCACUUUAUUUAUUCUGUCGGGCGUGUGCACAUUAACGGCUGUAUCGUGGUACGCCGCACGCAUUGUGGAAGAAUUUUAUGACCCCUUCUACGGAGGCACAAAGUUCGAGAUGGGCUCUGGUCUCUACAUGGGCUGGGGGGCGGCCGUGCUGGCCAUCCUGGGGGGCGGCAUGCUGUGCUGCUCAUGCAAGACAGGAGGAGCAUCUGGGAUGCCAGCCGCACCGGCUUACAGCUACAACUACUCGGCACAAACACAAGGAACCAAACCAAUCUACCACAAGGCCCCACCAUCUGAAGUCGGAAGCAUGAAGGCUUAUGUCUAACUUGAACAACCCCUGCUACUGUAUUUUACGAUUCCUUCCAAGACCUUGUCCGAGAGACCUUGUCUGCCUUUUCAUUGUUACCAUGACCAUGAGUUUGUCUGUCACUGACUUUGGCUAUACGUGUACAUGUGUGUGCGUUUCAGUAUAAAACAGUAAUUUGGUCGAAUAUGUGAUUGUGUAGAUAUUGAAUUUGUUUUUUUUUCAAUUACCUUUGUAUGUCUGUCUUUGUAUGUCUUUGUAUGUCUUACUGAAUAAAUAAAUUGUUUUUUAUUCAAACACA
Engraulis encrasicolus (European anchovy) is the source of this 1208-nucleotide messenger RNA. It is a transcript of the gene cldn15lb, whose product is annotated as claudin 15-like b. Lineage: Eukaryota; Metazoa; Chordata; Actinopteri; Clupeiformes; Engraulidae. Bases 242 to 928 code for a protein of 228 amino acids. The transcript has 6 exons. The record is from RefSeq and is a predicted model, not a curated record. Gene Ontology annotation, molecular function: structural molecule activity. Gene Ontology annotation, biological process: bicellular tight junction assembly; cell adhesion. Gene Ontology annotation, cellular component: bicellular tight junction; plasma membrane.